This is a messenger RNA of Dentiscutata heterogama, 182 nucleotides long. The record is from the annotation of a GenBank genome assembly. Lineage: Eukaryota; Fungi; Glomeromycota; Glomeromycetes; Diversisporales; Gigasporaceae.
CUUCUGAUUAUGCAGGGAUUAUAACGGAGAAUAGAAAUAUAUCAGAUGAAAUACUGGAAUAUACUCCAUUCAUAGACAAUAGACAAGCCAAUGGACUCAACAGACAGUCUAAUGGUCCAAUGAUGUUUAAUUACGUUGUAUAUAUACUAGCCUACAUAUUUGAUCAAGAAUUUUCUUGGUAA